Molecule: messenger RNA, 4096 nt
Organism: Perca fluviatilis (European perch)
Lineage: Eukaryota; Metazoa; Chordata; Actinopteri; Perciformes; Percidae
Product: gamma-aminobutyric acid receptor subunit rho-2-like
Exons: 9
Coding region: 169-1590 (473 amino acids)
Biological process (GO): regulation of membrane potential; signal transduction; monoatomic ion transmembrane transport
Cellular component (GO): neuron projection; membrane; synapse
Molecular function (GO): GABA-A receptor activity; extracellular ligand-gated monoatomic ion channel activity; neurotransmitter receptor activity
Source: RefSeq, a predicted model, not a curated record
CCCGUCUCUCUCUCUCUGCAGAGCAGCCGGCGCGCUUGUUCGCCACAGUCCCUCGACUCACACUCUCCUUCCUGCCUCUGACAGGAAGAUGGUACCGUGCGCAGAGUGUCCUGCACGCGAACCGAAGGCGUCACUCACCGACUCGCUGCGGGACUUUUAAACUCCAUCAUGCCGUGUUACGCCAGGUUUCUGUUUUUACUUCUGUGUUUGAUCCUGCUCGGGGAGUGCAGGAGACCCAAAAGUAGGAAAAAGCGGUGGUCCGCGCCGGCGGAGAAUCACAAGCCGGGCACUCCUCUGUCAAAGAAGGUUGCAGAUGGAACCAAAUCCCGAAAGAUGAAGACCACCCACCUUCUGCGCAUAGACGAGCAUGACUUUACCAUGAGGCCCGCCUUCGCAGGUCCAGCUGUCCCUGUUGGAGUGGAUGUGCAGGUGGAGAGCUUGGACAGCAUAUCAGAGGUGGACAUGGACUUCACCAUGACCCUGUAUCUAAGGCACUACUGGAAGGACGAGAGGCUUGCCUUCCCAAGCUCCACCAACAAGAGCAUGACAUUUGACGGGCGCCUGGUGAAGAAAAUCUGGGUGCCUGAUGUGUUCUUUGUCCACUCCAAGAGGUCUUUCAUCCAUGACACCACCACUGACAACAUCAUGCUGCGGGUGUUUCCGGACGGUCACGUCCUGUACAGCCUGAGGGUUACAGUAACUGCUGCAUGCAACAUGGAUUUCAGUCGUUUUCCUUUGGACUCGCAGACAUGCACGCUGGAGCUGGAGAGCUAUGCUUACACAGAUGAAGACCUGAUGCUGUAUUGGAAAAGCGGUGAUGAGUCCCUGAGCACUGAUGACAGGAUUUCUCUGUCUCAGUUCCUCAUCCAGAAGUUUCACACUACUUCCAGACUGGCUUUCUACAGCAGCACAGGCUGGUACAACCGUCUGUACAUCAACUUCACUCUGCGGCGUCACAUCUUCUUUUUCCUGCUGCAGACCUACUUCCCAGCCACUCUGAUGGUCAUGCUGUCCUGGGUGUCCUUCUGGAUCGACCGCAGGGCCGUCCCUGCCAGAGUCUCAUUAGGUAUAACCACAGUGCUCACCAUGUCUACCAUCAUCACUGGAGUCAACGCCUCCAUGCCCAGGGUCUCCUACAUCAAAGCUGUGGAUAUUUACCUCUGGGUCAGUUUUGUCUUUGUCUUCCUGUCUGUGCUCGAAUAUGCUGCCGUCAACUACCUGACGACAGUGAGGGACGGUAAAGACCGCAAGCUCAGAGAAAAAGCCAGAGAACAGUCCCAGACACUCCCCUGCACCUGUGGCAUGUCCCACGCCAGGACCAUGAUGCUAGACGGAACAUACAGCGAGGCGGACGCCAACAGCCUGGCGGGGUACACAAGGGCCUCCAUGGCACCUGAGGAUGUGUCGGAAAAACAGGAGCGAAUGGUAGUGCAUCUCUCCCUGGACACCGAGCCCACGGGGACCAAGAAGAAGGGCAUCCGCGGCUUCCGGAUUAUCCAGAACACUCAUGCCAUUGACACCUAUUCUCGCAUGAUAUUCCCUGGCGCCUACAUCCUGUUUAACCUGAUCUACUGGUGUGUGUACUGCUGAUUGUGUGCAUUCUAGCCUAAACUGUAGCAGUGUAUGAAAAAACUGCGGAAUCUUUUAGUUGUCCUUAGAAGAGGGAUACAGUUGUUUCCCUUCUGCAUGUUCAGGUGGAGCAACAAGUUUGGCAGGAUGGUUGAAGAAUAUCAGAGGCUGCUGGGUGCGAAUAGCUCCAACUCUGGCUCACAUGUCACCGCUGGACUGAACCACUUAUACAGCUUCCCCUCCUUUACAUAAUUAUAUCACAAGCUCAUAUUUACCCACAUCAUACGCCAACAACUGGUUGGCUGGUUGUACAAAUUGUGCUCCCUAGUCUAACUAGUCCAAUGGCGGAUGUACAAAAAUAAAAACAGACUAAUUAACUCUCCAGCUCUGCCUACUAUUAAUAUGCCCAACCCAAAACAGACAUAACUGCCUAUCAGACAUCAUGAUGUCUUGUAGCCAACUUUUUGUUUGUUUGCAAUUUAUUUCAACAACAUUUUUGUCCUAAUUUAAGCAUUAACAUUUUCCUAUCUUUCCAUUUAAACAUGUUUCUCUGCUACACUCAUUACUGAAGCUUUAGUUGUUUUUUUAAAAUUGUAAAAAAAAUAUGCUGAUGUAAUCUGCCAUUUUUCAAGCCCACUUAUUUUCAUAAUUGUAUCUAGGUAGCAUAUGUAGGAAGAUGGUGCCCCUAUUCUUAAUCCCGCCUACUAAACUCAGAUUAAGCAAUUGUUUUUCCAGCCAGGGAAAGUAACACCAGAUUUAUUUGAUUGGCUAAUGGAAUUGGAGAAGCGAGUGAUCUGAAACAAGGCUGCAGAGGAUCUACAAAGAGGAUCUCCACAGCAAGCUGAAAAACACAAACCAUGGACAUCUUGUCACCUUAUCAAGUUGGUUUUAACUAAUGUGUUACCAGUUGUGCAUUUACACAUCCAGUAGACACAGAGCAAUAUUAGCGUUCAUGUGGUUUUUGGCAACACAACUUAUGUUGUGUGGUUGUUGUAUGUUGUAUGUCUCCAUCAUCUUCUGAGAAAAAUAUGUUUAAUGAAGUGCCAUAUGUCAGUGUCAUGAAUAUAUUGAUGGGCAGAGUUUGUAGAUAGUCAUGAAAGCUUUGCACAACUGAAGAACUUACUGUCUAUGUCUAACUGAAGUUGGACUGUUCCUAUCUAAACCAUAAUCAAAUGUUUGUGCUACCAGCCCCUGCCUGUACUUCCCUAAAUACCACUCUCUUCUCUGAAGCUCUCUAUCUUCAUGAUCAAACUGUCAAAAUAACAAGAGUAGAUCAUUCGGCUGCUAUUGCCUCUGUAAACUUUGGAUCUGACUGAGUCGCAUAGCUAAAUGUGUCCAGAGCAGACGGCUUAUGAGGCAGUAACUGAGCUAAAUACCAGACCUUCUUCCCUUAACGGCGCUCCUACUACAGUGACAACAUUUCAAUUAAAGUAACAGUAAAUGCUGCUGCCCUGUACAGUAUUACACAUGGACUACCGUUAUUAACUACCGGCAUUAACAAGACUAAAGCUACAGGACUAACAGGAUGUUACUACUGUAUAGGUUUUGAAGCAACACACACAAACCACUGUUGCUGAGUAAAGUCUUUAUUUAUUUAUGUAUUCACAGCUUGUUCAUUCAUUGAGUUUCUUUUAUUUGAUAUUUAUUUUUAGUGUAGCAACAGAUCCAUGUGCCAUUAUACCUUAAGUUGGCAAAGAUGCACAUAACAGGGCUUGUAUAGAAACAGCUUGAUGCAUGCUGCAGACGUGCAAUACUGUGUCUUUCUAGAUGUGUAUUUCUUAGAAGGGACUUAUCAACAUGGAAAGCUUUACCAGUGAUGUAACCAACUUGAACCGCCUUAAGUGAACAUUUUUUAUGCACAAACAUGGUUUAAUGGCCAUAUGCUUUUUCAUUUGUUUGUUUGAGUACUAUGAGGGACUGCAUUGUUAUAUUGGGGAGUUCUUAGCAGAAUCCCAUCCAAUUCAGCAUCAAAUCAUGUGGGUAAAUAGUAAACUAGAAGCUAUCCCUAUGGCUGGCUGUGCUGUGGUGUGUGACUUCACCCACCCACAAGUGCUGCAGGUUUUUCACUGCUUCCAGUCUUUAUGAAAAGCUAGGCUAACCACAUCUUGGCUUUAGCUCCAUACUUAUUGCACAGACAUGAGAGUGGUAUUGAUCUUUUCAUCUAACUUUCUGCAAGAAAGUGAAAAGGCACAUCUCAGAAGAUGUCAAAGUACUCUUUUAAGUACUCUUUUUAAGUUCUCGACCUGCUUCAUAAUCUUUUCAGCAUCCAAUAUUGGGCUUUUGCUUUAUGGCAGCAAUCAUUUGCCAAAACUCAAUGUGAUUUUUUUUUAUUUAUUUACUUAUUUUAAUGGUGCAUAUCAUUUUGGAAUGAUACUCUCAUAAUAGCAAGUCAGAUUUCUCAGAGCACAAAACCAAAACAAGAAAAACAGAUCUGUCAGCUUCCAAACCAACAUCACUUCAACCUUCAUCUUCAGAAUGUAAUGCUGUCAGAGCAAAUUUCAUAAAUAAAGACUUUCUUUCAAAUGCG